AUGGCCGACAAGCUAGAAGAUACCCCGACCGUCAUUGACGAGACCACCAUCUCGCCCAGCCGGCCGGAUCAAGCGAGGAAGGACUCGCUGGAGCAUCACUUGAGCCACCGGCCAGAGCGCCAGGAGCUUGUAGAGAGGAAUAUCCUCCCUGCGUCCACAGCCGCCCCGGGCAUUCAAGCACAGCAAAAAGAGCUCGAGAAGCACAUGCGGGCCGACUCGCUGAACGAGAAGAUUUCCCAUCGACCUUCUCCGGAGACGUUGAUCAAGGAGGGUGUGCUUCAUGAGGACCCGCGCUCGCCCGAGGAUAAAUACGCCGAGGCCAUUGAGGAGGAAUACGCCAAGCGGGAAGGUGGUGCUUGA
This is a messenger RNA of Parathielavia appendiculata, 360 nucleotides long. RefSeq lists its product as uncharacterized. The record is from RefSeq and is a predicted model, not a curated record. Lineage: Eukaryota; Fungi; Ascomycota; Sordariomycetes; Sordariales; Chaetomiaceae. Gene Ontology annotation, cellular component: nucleus. Gene Ontology annotation, molecular function: transcription coactivator activity. The coding region runs from base 1 to 360 and encodes 119 amino acids. The transcript has 3 exons. Gene Ontology annotation, biological process: positive regulation of transcription by RNA polymerase II.